CUUGCCCGAGCCCCCAAGAUGCGCACUUCGUUGGGUUUACUUCUAGUUGCUCUGCUGCUUCUAGCCCUUUCCUUAGCCCAAGCCGAACCCGCACCCUCAUAUUUUGAUGACGACGAGUCCCUGUUCGAAGAGUACCCUACGGACAACGAGUUGGACAGAUUACUGCAGACUGCCCAGAAGCGUUCUUCUUUGAUCUACAUUUACAGAAGAGCGUGUGUAAGACGUGGCGGCAACUGUGACCACCGCCCUAAAGAUUGCUGCGUCAACAGCACAUGUCGAUGCAAUCUGUGGGGAGCGAACUGCCGGUGUCAGCGCAAAGGGCUGUUCCAAAAGUGGGGCAAGUAGACAGCUGAUCAUCCCUUCAGUCGCCACCAACACUUUGUUACAUAUGUUAUCUGAGUUGUAACCGUGUAAGUUGUAACCUUACGUUCCUAAAUGUUGAAUAAAGACCCCCUUGUAUAAUUGAUGCAGAGUAACUUUUCUUGGUAAUUAUUUCGUUUGAUAAGUUUUUAAAUAUUAAAAUUUUGACACUUAUUUCAAAGUCUUUAACUAAGUGACGUUCUAUUAUUUACCUAGUAUUAUAGUCAAGACGUUUUCAGUUACUAUUGGUGAUCUUAAAAUAUUGUAAAGAAUUAUCUUAAGGGUAUUUAUUUUAAAAUUACUACACUUAUAACCAUAUCACAAAAUUGUGGUUCUAUGUUAAUAUACCAUUGCUAUUGAGAAAUAUAUUUUUUAGAUACAGCUGAAUAUUAUAAUAUUGAUCAUCAGUAUCAUAUAUAUUAAAAAGUCUUUUUACAAAUUUUGCAUGACCCAUAUUACCAGCUUUAUUAAAUUAUUGUUCUUUAAUUUUGCAUUUAGGAUUCCCGAUAAAUUCGUGGAUAACUGUCUAACAUCGCAAUACGGGUGCUCCCAAAAUGCUUUCCCAGCAGUCCACAUGGUCACUGUUAGAUUUCAUCAAUGUUAAAUGUUAUCUUAUAGCUUUGGACUGCUGAAUCGUAAGCAAGGGCUGUAUAAAUAUAUGUCAAUAAGCAUACAUCAUCACCCUAAGCACACGUGAAAAAUGUAUUUUUAAUAUUGUAAAAGGAAAGCAAGUCAACAUUGGUGAUGGAUAAUGUUAACAUGACUGCUGAAAUAAAAUGUGUGAAAAGUUAAAAUUAUUAGAAAAAUGUUCGUUUAACCUGAUUCGUAAUUUCUAAGUCAAAGACUAUUUCUACUGUUGUAAAUACUUUAAUUUGAAGUAA
Molecule: messenger RNA, 1241 nt
Organism: Macrosteles quadrilineatus (aster leafhopper)
Lineage: Eukaryota; Metazoa; Arthropoda; Insecta; Hemiptera; Cicadellidae
Product: toxin Tbo-IT2-like
Exons: 3
Coding region: 19-345 (108 amino acids)
Cellular component (GO): extracellular region
Molecular function (GO): ion channel inhibitor activity
Source: RefSeq, a predicted model, not a curated record